UCCAACAGUCCGAGCGCGGAUACUUCAAGAUAGAAGACGGACAACUGAUAACCCCGAGGACAUUUGGCAAUGAUAUUUGUGGACAAGGAGGAACGUACACUUAUCUCCCCUUGUCAUUCGUCAAGAACACAUCCAGGACUGAUUUUGGAAAACACGAGAACGUUCUCGUUCACGAAUGGGCACAGCUACGGUGGGGCGUGUUUCCGGAAUAUGGUACCGAUGAGGAAGCCAAAGGGCAUUUCUACCAAGCUGGAGGGAAGUGGAAACCCACACGCUGCAGUGAGAACGUUCAAGGUCGUGUGGGGUUCGGUACUAAUUGUAAGGCUAGUUCGUGGUGUGAUACAAAUGAUUCAACACGACGUAUCCACCCCGGUUGUCGAUUCUGUCCUGAUCUUACACAAUCGGUAGCAGGGGCGUCCAUUAUGGACAACCAAUUCGUGGACCAACUGGACCUGUUUUGUGACGACAGCGAAGGUACACCUGCAGCGAAAAGACACAACAGACUUGCAACAAACAAGCAGAACCUGUACUGUGACCACAAGAGCGUGUGGGCUGUCAUGAGGGAACAUUCUGAUUUUACUGGAGUCCACAGUGAACGUCUCCCCAUACACACCGACACUACACCAGUAUUCACCGUUUCACAAGAAACAAAGAGCAGAAAGGUGUUUGUCCUGGAUAAAUCUGGCAGUAUGGAAUUGGACACACCAAUGAGGAUAGUACGCUUGCAUGAAACUGGAAAAUACAUAAUAGAAAGUGAAGAGGAGAUUUGUGCCGAUAGCUACCUCGGAAUCGUGUGGUUUGAUUCAAGCGCAUCUGUCAAGAAAGCUAUUACUAAGGUCGAUAGUGAAGCCACGAGGGCUGUUCUAGUUGAUGCUCUUCCAACGAUUCCCGAUGGCGGUACAUGUAUCGGAUGUGGACUGAAGCUUGCUAUAGAUGAAAUCAUAAAAACCUUUCCCACGUCCUCAAAACAUUCUGAGAUUAUUCUUAUGUCUGAUGGCGAAGAGGGGACGAACAAUUUAACAAUAACAGAGCAAGCAACCAGAGCGAAAGAUCUUGGUAUACUCAUACACACAGUCGCUAUCUCAAACCAGUCUUCUGUACGACUCGCCGACGUUUCGAAAAUUACUGGUGGGAAAAGUCUUUUUCCGGAGAUUGGAGGAACUAUUACGUUUGUUUCUGUCUUAUCCAAAGCAUUGUCGAACAGUAUAACCGGGGGCGGAUGUAAAUCAGAGGAGAUGAGAUCAGGGACGUUAAAGAACAGCAGCGUGUUGAAUUUUUAUUUCACUAUCGAUGAUGGGCUGGGUUUAAACACAACAGUUGUCAUAUUUCCAAGCAACCCUGGCCUAAACUUUGACUUUGAACUAAGAAGAGAGGAGGGCUUUCUUGAGAAAAGUUUAAAUAUAAGUGAGACACCGAUAAUGGCACGGUUGACUGGAAAAUUAACAAAAGGGACAUAUUUUGUUGUUGUUAAAACAAAGCCUGAUAUAGCUAUAAAUUGGGAGUACGAUGUGAAAUCUAAAUCAAAGGAUAACCAUCAAGUUACCGUAACGACUCGUUUCUCCGACGACGUGGUUUAUACGGACGUAUUGAAGGGGAAUGCUCCUGUUUUGAAUGCAAACGUCGUCGCCACGUCUGGAUCAUGUUUUGUAAUUUUACGGGACAAUGGAAUAGGUAAAGACAUUACAGCAGGCGACGGAACUUAUACAGGACAGUUAACAUGUCCCAAAGAAGGCCGGAGUGAAACCCGCGUCACUGUGAAGGCAAAUUCAAUCAUUAUUGUGACUGGCAUUGUCGGAGCCGCAACAUUAAACCCAGAGGCUUUUGAAGAAAUUGUCAUUGAGGAAAGUUUUGAAAGGUUUUCACUUGUUGAGGAUGCAAAUUUAUCUCCAACAACAAUAGGGGAUACUACUUCCCCGGGAAAGAUUACUGAUCUCAGAAUAGAAGAUGUGGAAACGAAUGGAAACACCCGACAUUUUACAAUACGCUGGACAGCAACAGGUGACGACAGUUACAAUGGCCAAGCAACAACUUAUCAACUUCGCUACGCAAACGACUUAGACAGUUUGUUAAAUAAUUUUGGAAAUGCGCAAGCUCUGGACAUUGGUCAACAUAACCUUUAUCCGAGAGACUCAGGCGAAGACGAGGCUGUCGAUAUUUCUGUAACAGCUGAAAAAGAAUUUAACGAGACAGCCUUUUUGGGCAUUAGGGCUUUGGAUGAGGUUGGAAAUGGGGGAGCUAUGUCUAAUAUUGUGUCAAUAGUGAUAGCAAAUGGAUUUAACAUUUCCUUCAAUGGAAGAACAAAUCAUACGUACAGUCCUCCUCCUCCUAUCAAAGAUGAUGAUAAAACCAACAUGGGUUUAAUUAUUGGUGUUGUGAUCGGAACAGCAGUGCCGGUUAUUAUCCUCAUUGCAGCAUGCGUCGUUAUAAAUCUAAGAAGGCAUAAACUGAAUAACUCACACUCCACCCGAGAUCCACGAAAGGAAGAAACCGGCGACAAUCCGGCAUUCUCUGAAGGCAAUCGAGCAUAUAACCAUCAAACACAAACUGCAUACGUCUACAAGGGAUACCGAAGUCAUGGUCAAAUGGUGGUUUAUUAACGUCAUUUGAAUUGUAAUAAACUUUAGUAUUGUCAUUUUGGUUGUAUGAUAUGAAGCGUUAUAAUCACUCUGUAGAAUCUGAUUACGUUUUGUAGAUAUUACGGACUUCAUUUUUCUUCUUCAUUAUACAGAUUAGUAUAUGUUUAUGUUUUAUUGACAUGUUUUUGAUAUUCGCAUGUUUACAUUACUUGAAAAGUUACCAUGUUUUAACCAUAAUAUUUUGUUCGAAAUAAAAGCAUUUGCUUGCUUACAUGGAAAUUGGGUUUUCGGAUAUUGUACACGCUCAAAAUACAAACGCGAGGAUAAACGAUAUCGAAUUUGAAACAAAUGAACCCUAACUAACGAUGGGGUGGACAUAUAUUAAAGAAAACACUGACAAAAUCAUGCAAAAGCGUUUACGGAGUGGGAAGAAAGAUGGUUUUUACAACCGCAAUGAGCUGUUUUUCCUUUGUGAAUAAAGUUAAACAGAAAGUAAUGCUGUCUUGUAUCUUUCGAAUUUCUUUAACUUUUAAUAGAAUUGCCGUUUGUUCUAGGUACCGUAUGUGAACACUUGGGCUGCCUGUAUUUUAUCCGUCGAGACCAUGACAAUGCAUUGAAGAUCUAAAAUUAUAUGUGAAGUAUGAUAAAGUGGUCACAUCACCACCAUAAAAUUGUUUUGCGUAAAAUUCUGCAUUGUGUUUAAGAAUUUUUACGAAUAUUGUAAACGUUUUUAAUCACACGAAUACAUUACGAAUAAACAGAAGAGUGGAACUAAUUCUGGUAGUUAUACAAAUAAUAUGUAUGUUUGUUUAAAUGUUUUGGAGCUCACAUCAGUCAAACAGUAUAAAUUAGUUAAGUAAACGUGGUACGCCAUGAUAGUAAGUUAUGCUUUGUUAUAAGUUUUAAUCCACAUUUCGUUAUAUCUGAUUUUAGUGAUGUUGAAAAUCAAUAUGACUAUACUAUCAAUGUUAAAGAUGCACUCCUACUCCCAAAUAAGAUUGACCACAAUUAAUACAUUUGUUUUAAUAUACAACAAAGGAUGAAUAAAUAUUGAAAACAAUGAUUUUUAUGAUGGACAUCGAGAUAAAAUUGAAAGAAAGAUGCAGAAAACUCGUUAUUUCUAUCUUA
This is a messenger RNA of Mya arenaria, 3704 nucleotides long. Its product is annotated as calcium-activated chloride channel regulator 1-like. Bases 423 to 2597 code for a protein of 724 amino acids. The transcript has 16 exons. NCBI's taxonomy places the organism in Eukaryota, Metazoa, Mollusca, Bivalvia, Myida, Myidae. The record is from RefSeq and is a predicted model, not a curated record.